AUGUGCUCUUUCUAUCCAACCCAGUUGGAGUUGGAGACCAUCCAUUGCUUCCCUGAAUCGGUCAGUCUUAAUCUACCAGGGUUUUGUGUUCCUUAUACAUUUACAAAGGCAAUGGACAUACCUCAAUACGCUCCGGAAAAUACCGCAGGAAAUACUUCUGGCGCCAUACCUCUCUUUCCAGACGACAUUGACUAUGGAUAUUCUAAUAAUCCAUUCCGAUUCCCAACCUUGAAAGACCUGCAGCUCGCAUAUGGCCAUGACGCUACGGGAGCACAACAUGUCCCCGACCCCAAGACCAACAACUAUACCACCAAUGGCGAGUCACCUGGUCAAUAUAUCCGCAGGGAGCCCAAGAGGGACUCCGACGUGAGAUCUUCUGCCGAGAGUGCAAGCUGCGGUAAUGCAAGAUUGCAAAAGAACUCAUCUCAUGACAAACGGAUUACAAAACGGUGA
Molecule: messenger RNA, 453 nt
Organism: Aspergillus novofumigatus IBT 16806
Lineage: Eukaryota; Fungi; Ascomycota; Eurotiomycetes; Eurotiales; Aspergillaceae
Exons: 1
Coding region: 1-453 (150 amino acids)
Source: RefSeq, a predicted model, not a curated record